Molecule: messenger RNA, 1033 nt
Organism: Lolium perenne
Lineage: Eukaryota; Viridiplantae; Streptophyta; Magnoliopsida; Poales; Poaceae
Source: RefSeq, a predicted model, not a curated record
GACGAGAACAGAGUCCACAAACCCCAAGCACGCACGCCCACCUUCCGCGCCUAGGGUUCCGGCCCCAUGUCCGUGGCCAAGGCGGCGAUGCCGCCGCCGGCGCUCAGGUUCCUGGCCGUCGCCGCGGCUAACACGCUCAUCUACGCGGGGUACGCGAUGCUGUGGGUCGGCACCGCGUGCAACGCCUUCAUGGUCGUCGCGCGCCGCGCCUUCGGUGAGGGUUCCGCUGUGCUCUCGGCGGUGACCACGGUCGCCCUCUACGCCCUAGUCGGCUCUGGAUUCCUCUUACCCUUCUCCCUCAUGCUCGCCGCCGCGCGCUCCAUGGCCUCCGACUCCGACUCCGACUCCAACUCCAACAACACCGACGUCGAGCAGCGUACGAAAGAGCCUGCUGUGAGACCGAGAGGCCCUCGUCAGAUUCUUCGACAGAUGCUCAAGGAUGAUGCUGUGGUUGGGGUCCUUCUUACGCUCCCGUUUGUGCUGCUCAUAGUUGCUGGUGUUCUGGUGAAGGGUAUCUCGCCUGCGAAAGAAUCUGAGAGGGAGAGGGUUGGUUCUAUAUUGAUGGAUGUGGGGAUAGUGGGCUUUAGCACAUUGCAGUGUUUCAUUGUCUUGCCAAUCACGAUACUGAGGACGUGGAGGAUGAUAUAUUGAGGUGACGCUAGCUAGCAACUGUGUUGUUGAGGUUCGUUAAUGCACGAUGAUUUUGGAAAGAUUGUAGUGAAGUUUACCGAGUAACAAGACCCAGGGAUUCUAGGUGUUGGCACUGUACCACUCAUCAUUUUCUGAAUCACUCUUGGCAUGUUAAGUAAAUUACCAGCUACCUCUAGCUGCUGGAAUGCUUGUAGCUUUUGUCUUGGUGAUGCCAUGGUGAACAUUGUGUUGCCGAAAUACCUCGAGAUUUUGCUGCUAAGCUUCCUCCGCAUCUUGAACACUGUGAUGAUUAAUGUUGGCAAUUUUGUAUGACGACAUGAUUUGGUAGUUCCCUAUUGUGCUUUGACUGAUGAGUAAUGCAGAUGUUUUGGCUGUUUGGUUC